Penicillium macrosclerotiorum is the source of this 3096-nucleotide messenger RNA. RefSeq names its product basic helix-loop-helix domain-containing protein. Lineage: Eukaryota; Fungi; Ascomycota; Eurotiomycetes; Eurotiales; Aspergillaceae. The transcript has a single exon. The record is from RefSeq and is a predicted model, not a curated record. Gene Ontology annotation, molecular function: protein dimerization activity. The coding region runs from base 1 to 3096 and encodes 1031 amino acids. Gene Ontology annotation, biological process: positive regulation of transcription by RNA polymerase II; SREBP signaling pathway.
AUGGCUGCCUCUGGCAUGGACAAUGAUUUUCAGCUCUUCUCUCCGCGGCGACAUUCGGGAGGGAACGAAUCUCAUGGAAUGUACUCCCAGCCAACUUCUGACAGCACCAACCAAGAUUGGACUCAAUGGAUGCGAUGGGAUGAGCCUAUGUUUGCCGAAGGCGAAGAAAAGCAGAUCGGCACUUCAAUGGACCUCCCGUUUGUCUCUCCAAAUACGAGCAUGAGCACCCCCAGUCAAAUCCAUCAAAAGGAUUUCUCUCCGCACCUUCCGCUCGGCCUGAUGGAGAUUCCGUCCGACAGCAUCGACGGAAUGAGCCGUAACAAUAGCGUCCAUGGAGCUCAUAUGUCAAAUUUUCAAGGGCACCAGCAACAAUCGGGGCUGGUCUCACCCAUUUCGAGUAUCGGUACCAGCCGGAAACGCAAGACUGGAAGCGAUGACGAUGCCGCCACAACGAUCACCGGUCCUCUUCAGAACGGCAAGAAAAUGCCGGCGAAGAAGCGAGCCCACAACGUCAUCGAGAAGCGCUAUCGAGCCAACUUGAAUGAGAAGAUUGCCGAGCUCCGAGACAGUGUGCCGAGUCUUCGAUCGGCGAAGAAUGCCAACGGCGAUUCCAAUGAGGAGGAAGAUGAUGCCGAAGCGACUCACCCUACCAGCAAAUUGAACAAAGCAUCUAUUUUAUCCAAGGCGACCGAGUAUAUCAAGCAUCUGGAGAUCCGCAAUAAGCGGCUAGAAGAUGAAAAUACUGCUUUGAAGAACCGGCUCCGUCAAGUCGACAAAGCGGCCGACCAAGCUGUUACGUCGAGUGCGUCUGUUUCCUCGCCCAGCAACUACACUGUUUCUAGUGAUUCCAACUCCGGUACAUCCCCAAGCGUGUUCUCCAAUCCCGAAGAGAUCGUGGAGACCAGUUCGCCCACUUCCAACAACCCACCAGAGGGCAUGAUCAAGGUUCCAGAUGCUUUCAAGCGGAUGCGAGCAGAGGCUGCGCAGAGUGGUGGCAUUUACGCACAGUCCUAUAUCAAGUCGACGCCCAGGACUAAUGAUUUAAGCCGAGAGGAAGGCUCUCGCCGACGGUCGAAGAUGCCCAACAAGUACAUGCUUGGAGCCUUGGCUGGCUUGAUGGUUCUCGAGGGCCUGGGAUCAGACAAGUCGGAAACUGAGUCAAAGGGCCUGCUAGCUGUCCCACUGAACUUGUUCAACAGACUUCUAUCGCCAAAUCUGGCACACCUGCAGUACUACACCAAGGGCUUCUGGUACUCUUGGCAUGCAAGGGCGAUUUCGCAUUUCCUCCUCCUUGCCACUCUCGUUGUUGGCAGUGCUUUUAUAGUUUUCGUCUACCUUUUCAAUGCCCAGCCAGUGACACAAAGAACUCCCUCCAAAGCAGUUCUUGAGGGAAAAACAGCGGCUCCAAUGGCGACUGACUUCCGAAGACAAGCAUGGCUAACGAGCAUGCAACGAGUCGGUGUUCCACGCCACAGGUUCUUCCGCGAAUGGUACGUGGUAACGUCGAGAUGUUUCGAAUACGUCUUGCGGUGCCUUAUGGGAUGGAAACUUUACUCCUGGGCAACCGGAAUCACUGAAGAGGACGAAAAGGGUCGUGUCAAGACCUGGGAUAUUGCCAUUGAUGCUCAGCUCACUGGUGGUGAUGCGGAAAUCAGCAAGAGUCGCCUUGUCCUCACCAUAUUUGCCGCUGGUACUCUUCCCGGCAGCCCAAUGCGAAUGAUCUUGAAAGCCCUUCAUGUUCGCAUUCUCCUGUGGCGUGUGGGUGAGCCUGGUUCGUGGACUUUCCACGUUUCCAAUGAUAUUGCCCGCGCACUCGCUAAGUACCAGUGGGCGGUUGCGAGGGAUAUCAAUGAUGCACUCCCCGAAGGUCACCCUGAUCAGCUUCCGAGUCACCUAGCUGCGCUUAUAAAGCUUGAUUGUGAAGAUGUCAUGAUCGACUCUAUCAUCCAACGAGCCGUUAACCUCACUUGGAAUCGUCCUACACAGGAGGGCACUAGUGAUGAUGAGGUGCUUCUUGAUGUUGUGGAAGAAGAUCCUGCUAUUCAAUGCUCCGUUGAUGCCCUGGCUGCUUGGUGGUCCAGUCACCUUCUCCAAACUGCACUGCUCAGGUAUCUAGAAGCCAGUGAAGGAGGUCCUGUGUCGAAGGGUAGCCGUGAUACUUUCAAGGAGAAAAUCCGCAUGGCACUUGAUGUUGCCCCCCGCCUUUCGGCUGCAUACACCCGUGCUCUAGUGAUGAAGGCUGUAUUCUUCGAGCAGGGCCGUAUUCAGAAUGUUGGUGCGGUGCUGGCGGCACUGCCGAAAGACAAGAGAAAGGGUGAACAAGAUCAUGCUGCUAACUUCCUCGAUUCAUCACUCCCUGUGUCCGUUCGGGAUGAAAUAUCAAUUGCCGUUCGCUGCGCUAUGAUUGCCGCCAUUGUCACCACUAGAUCUACAGGAGAAACCGAUCUCCCUGCGUCUUUUACUAUUCACAGGGCUAUCAACUGGUUCAACCAGUUGCCUAUUGAUCCAGUUGAGCUGAGCUUGCUUGGAUUUUCUGCAGUUUACCACCUGUUGCACCUUCUCGCCGCGGAUGUUGAUUACAUUGCGUCGUCUGAAUCGUCCGCUCCAUCCACGGCCGCUUCAGACGCCGCCUCUUCCGCCGAUGACGAGACAGAUGAAAAGCCUCGGCCUCGACGAACGCUGGCUGUUUUGCCGAGGGAUAUCCCAAAUAUUGGGCGAGUCGCAGCCGAGUUGAUUUACUGGGCCAAAAAUGCCUAUAAUCCUGCCUUUUACGGUUUUUCUUCCAAUCUCGUCGAAAUAAUUGUGAAGUCUUGCACCGAUUCAUGUACAAAUGCCGGUAUCAAUCUUGUCGAAUACUUGCUUGCGAUUCCCGAGCCCCUACCAUCUAGGAAGCGCCGGACGCGACGGCGGCGUGGAGCCUUCGACCAGUCUGUCCAAAGUGAUGCUGACCAUGACAUCAUGGACACGGGAUAUAAGAACCCUCUUCGUCGAGAACGAUCAGCAAGCAACGACACGGGAUACGGCAGCUUGAGCCUCGAUGAGGACGUUCAGACCGCACCAAAUGUACCGGAGAAAGUCCGGCAGAUGUCAACCUGA